This is a messenger RNA of Hemicordylus capensis (graceful crag lizard), 6417 nucleotides long. It is a transcript of the gene ABCC4, whose product is annotated as ATP binding cassette subfamily C member 4. Bases 243 to 4217 code for a protein of 1324 amino acids. Gene Ontology annotation, cellular component: plasma membrane. The record is from RefSeq and is a predicted model, not a curated record. NCBI's taxonomy places the organism in Eukaryota, Metazoa, Chordata, Lepidosauria, Squamata, Cordylidae. Gene Ontology annotation, molecular function: ABC-type transporter activity; ATP binding; ATP hydrolysis activity. Gene Ontology annotation, biological process: transmembrane transport. The transcript is spliced from 31 exons.
GAGGGGCCUGCGGUGGCUGCAGGUGAAUGGAGCCGGGUGUCGGGUUUUCCGGAAGCGGCGGCGGCUGCUGUGCCGAAGAAGUUUAUUCUUCCCCCGCCAACCUUCGCUUGGCGAGUUGCACCAGGCGGUGCCGGCUAAACGUGGUGCUUGCAGCAGCAGCAGCAGCAGCAGCAAGCAGCAUUCGCCGCUAGCAACAGUCGCGCCUCCUCCUUCUCGUUCUCCUUCCCCGUGGACAGCGGCCGAUGGAGGUGCUUCCCACUCGGGACGAUAAACACAACCCGCUGAGCGAUGCCAACUUCUGCUCUCGGCUCUUCUUCUGGUGGCUGAAUCCUUUAUUUGCUGUUGGUUAUAAACGGAAACUGGAAGAAGAUGAUAUGUAUAAAGUACUUACUGAAGAUUCUUCAAAGGUGCUUGGAGAGAGAUUGCAAUGGUUCUGGGACAAAGAGGUGCAAAAGGCUAAAAAAGAAGCAAGGAUGCCACAUCUUACAAAAGCCAUUAUACUUUGUUACUGGAAGCCGUAUUUAGUUUUGGGAUUUUUCACACUGGUUGAGGAAACACUCAAAAUAAUUCAGCCAAUAUUUCUGGGAAAGAUCAUUGGUUAUUUUGAAAACGGUUCUCAUGGUGAUGAUGCUUUGAAAUAUGCCUAUUUGUCUGCAGCGGCCUUGUCUGUGUGUACUUUGAUUUUGGCCAUAACUCAUCACUUGUAUUUUUAUCAUGUACAAAGAACUGGCAUGAAGUUGAGAGUAGCCAUGUGCCAUAUGAUUUAUCGGAAGGCACUUCGUCUGAGUAAUAAAGCCAUGACACAAACGACAACAGGUCAAAUUGUAAAUCUUUUAUCAAAUGAUGUGAAUAAAUUUGAUCAGGUCACUAUUUUCUUGCAUUUCUUAUGGGCUGGACCACUUCAAGCGAUAGCAGUAACUGCACUUCUUUGGCUUGAGAUUGGCCCAUCAUGCCUUGCAGGAAUGGCAGUUCUUAUUAUUCUGCUUCCUCUGCAAACCUGCAUUGGGAGGUUGUUCUCAUCUCUGAGGAGCAAGACAGCAGCCUUCACUGAUGCAAGGAUCAGAACCAUGAAUGAGGUCAUAACUGGAAUGAGAAUAAUAAAGAUGUAUGCCUGGGAAAAAUCAUUUGCGGAUCUUGUGAAUGGCAUAAGAAGGAUGGAAAUUUCCAAGGUUCUUAAGAGCUCUUACCUUCGUGGAUUCAAUUUGGCAUCUUUCUUUAUUGCCAGUAAAAUAACAGUGUUUAUGACGUUCAUGACCUACGUAUUGCUUGGCAAUCUUAUCUCUGCAACUCGAGUGUUUGUUGCAGUGUCGCUCUAUAGUGCGGUGAGGCUGACAGUCACCCUCUUCUUUCCAGCAGCGAUUGAGAAAGCCUCUGAAGCAAUGGUCAGCAUUCGACGAAUCAAGCACUUUUUGAUACUUGAUGAGAUUUCUGAGUUCAGUCCACCGCUCAAAAAUGACAAUGAAAAUGUCCUCCUUCAUGUGCAAGAUAUAACUUGUUACUGGGAUAAGACUCUGGGAUUGCCAGCGCUCAAUAAUAUUUCAUUUACUGUCAGACCAGGGGAAUUACUCAUUGUGAUUGGCCCUGUGGGAGCAGGAAAAUCCUCUCUCUUAAGUGCUAUCCUUGGUGAACUGUCUGCAAGCAAAGGUUUCAUUGAUGUUCGAGGAAGAAUUGCCUAUGUUUCUCAGCAACCAUGGGUGUUUUCUGGCACUGUAAGAAAUAACAUACUGUUUGGGAAAGAAUAUAAAAAAGAAAAAUAUGAAAAGGUUCUAAGAGCUUGUGCUCUUAAAAAGGAUAUGUUGCUUCUGGAAGAUGGAGACCUGACAAUGAUCGGAGAUCGGGGAGCUACACUAAGUGGAGGCCAGAAAGCCAGAGUUAAUCUUGCCAGAGCAGUGUAUCAAGAUGCAGACAUCUACCUCUUGGAUGAUCCAUUGAGUGCAGUGGAUGCAGAAGUUAGCAGGCAUUUGUUUGAAAAGUGUAUCUGUCAGACCUUGCAUAAAAAGCUGUCUAUUUUAGUGACUCACCAGUUGCAAUAUCUCCAAUCUGCCAACCAGAUCCUAAUUUUAAAGGAGGGUAAUGAGGUAGGGAAGGGAACUUAUUCAGAUUUCCUGAGAUCUGGAAUAGAUUUUACUUCCCUUUUGGAAAAACCUGAAGAUGAUGAACAUGCACUAAUUCCAGGAACCCCCAGUCACAGCUUGUCUAGGCUCCGUACAUUUUCACAAUCCUCUAUGUUGUCGAUGGACUCGUCUGUGCAGUCUCAGAAAGAAGGGGCUGCCGAACCUCCCUCUAUGGAGCCUGUCCUGACCUCAUUGCCAGAAGAGAGUCGUUCAGAGGGGAAAAUAAACUUUCACAUUUAUAUGAAAUAUUUUGCUGCUGGAGCAAAUUAUUGUUUAAUUUUUAUAAUUGUGCUUCUCAAUAUUUUGGCACAGGUUUCUUAUGUGCUCCAGGACUGGUGGCUUUCUUACUGGGCAAAUCAGCAAGAAAAGUUGAAUGUUACAAAUGAGACGAAAACUCUUGAUCUUGACCUCUACUUAGGAAUAUAUGCAGGUUUAACUGUGACUACAGUGGUAUUUAGUAUACUGAGAAGUCUACUUGUAUUUCAAGUUUUGGUUAAUGCUGCUCAGACUUUGCACAACAAAAUGUUUCAGUCAAUUCUAAGUGCUCCAGUGCUGUUUUUCGACAGAAAUCCUAUUGGAAGAAUUCUAAACCGUUUCUCCAAAGAUAUUGGCCACCUGGAUGAUUUACUUCCUUUAACAUUUCUGGAUUUUACACAGACCUUUCUUCAGAUUUUUUGUGUUGUGGGCGUAGCAGUUGCAGUGAUUCCUUGGAUUCUCAUCCCAUUAGUUCCACUUCUCAUUCUGUUUGUCUUUCUUCGUCGUUACUUUUUGGCUACAUCGAGAGACAUUAAACGUCUGGAAUCCACAACUCGAAGCCCGGUGUUCUCUCAUUUGUCAUCAUCUCUCCAGGGACUUUGGACUAUUCGGGCUUUUAAAGAAGAGAAAAGAUUCCAAGAAUUAUUUGAUGCACACCAAGAUCUCCACUCAGAAUCCUGGUUCUUAUUUUUGACUACUUCUCGGUGGUUUGCUGUACGCCUGGAUGCCAUCUGUGCCAUCUUUGUGGUUGUAGUUGCCUUUGGUUCUUUGCUUCUUGCACAGACUCUAGAUGCAGGACAAGUUGGUUUAGCUUUGUCCUAUGCAAUCACUCUCAUGGGAAUGUUUCAGUGGGGCGUUCGGCAAAGUGCUGAAGUUGAAAACUUGAUGAUAUCAGUGGAACGCGUAAUUGAAUACACAGAACUUGAGAGGGAAGCACCUUGGGAAUCAAAUAAGCGUCCACCCCCAGAAUGGCCAAGUGAAGGUGUUAUAGCAUUUGAAAACGUGAACUUCACUUAUAGUUUGGAUGGGCCUUUAGUACUAAAACACUUCUCAGCUUUAAUCAAGUCAAAAGAGAAGGUUGGAAUUGUGGGAAGAACGGGAGCUGGAAAGAGCUCUCUAAUAGCUGCUCUUUUCCGGUUGGCUGAGCCCCACGGAAGAAUUUGGAUUGAUAAAUACUUGACAUCAGAACUAGGACUUCACGAGUUGAGGAAGAAAAUUUCAAUCAUACCUCAGGAGCCAGUUUUGUUUACUGGAACUAUGAGGAAAAACUUGGAUCCUUUCAGUGAAUAUAGUGAUGAGGAGCUGUGGAAUUCUUUGGAAGAGGUCCAGCUAAAGGAAGCUAUAGAAGAGUUGCCUGACAAACUGGAUACGCAGCUGGCAGAAUCUGGAUCUAAUUUUAGUGUUGGGCAGAGGCAACUGGUGUGCCUGGCCAGAGCUAUUCUCAAGAAGAAUAAAAUACUGAUUAUUGAUGAAGCAACAGCAAACGUGGACCCAAGAACUGACGAGCUGAUUCAAAAGACAAUCCGUGAAAAGUUUGCCCAGUGCACCGUGUUGACGAUUGCACACAGGUUGAACACUAUCAUUGACAGUGACAAGAUUAUGCUUUUGGAUUCAGGACGGCUGAAAGAAUAUGAUGAGCCAUACAUUUUGCUACAAGAAGAGGAGAGCCUGUUUUACAAGAUGGUUCAACAAGUGGGUAAGGCUGAAGCUGCAUCCCUCAUGGAAACGGCAAAACAGGUUUAUUUCAGGAAGAACUACCCUGAAGUUAUUUCUAACGGUCAGGCAGUCACCACCACCUCAUCAGUGGACGAUUCUCAAGGAUUAAUUAUUUUUGAGACUGCACUAUGAUCCUAUACAAUCACUGGGGGCGGGGGGGCGCUUUUUUUUUUUUUUUAGCAGAAUGUAAUACUAAUACAAUGUAAACCAAAUGUUGCUCUUAAUUGAAAAUACUGUUUUUGCACUGGACAGCUACUUGUUGUAUUGAAAAAAAAACCCACUUUUUCAUGACUUGUUUCUUUCAUUUGAAUGUAAUACAGUUCAAUCUUCUUAAAAUGCUGUAGAUAUUUUUACUUUUUGUUUUUGUAAUGGUCUGAUUCUGUGGACUGACUUUAGCAAUAGCUCAUCCCACAAAAUUUGAAGCUUCAGUCUGUUCUGGGCAAAUGAGGCUCUGAGCACCCUCAUUUCCUCGUGUCUUAUAAAAGUGCCUUGACAUCAGGAACUGUGUUCCUCUCCUGAUCAUGGCUGCUGAGCCAUUAAAAGGCUUUGAGAUUGUUGCCCAAAUACCCCUCACUCCAGAUGCAUUCUUACUGUAAUACAGAAGUGCUAUGCCGGGGUAGAGAAAUGGUGGUAGUGAUGUGGUAGUGGGUUAGCCUUGGACCAGACUCUGGUAUGGCCAGUGGGUGCCACCACAUGGCCUGUUGUGGCAUUGCUCUAGUACAGGGUCCCUUAAGCCUGAUCUUUUGGUUCCAGAGGCUUCCACUGCACAACUUGUGCCCUGCACAGCUUGUGACACAGAUACAACCCACCAACUACAGGUGGUGCUCAUUUCUGUUUGGGGGGCCUUGUUUGGGUUUCUGUUGCAAAAACGGGAGGUUAUCAAGCACCUAGCUGACCAACAUGCAAUCUGGUGGGCUGCAGUUGGCUUGUUGAGUCACAGGUUGUGUAGGUGUGUUGAAAAGGAAUAAGGUGGAUAAAUAUAUACAUUGUUUGCUAUACCACUCUUCUGUGUAUGUUUGAACCACUGGUGCAGGCCACCUUACACUUUGAAGUUUACCAUACAGUUUUUCCAGGUUGGAAAUAGUGUAUUUUUCUAACUUUGCAUAUAGAAGCAACUAGGAAAAAAUGAAUUAAUGUUACUUCACUCUUAGAAAUGUAUAUCUGUAAACCCUCAGCUGCAUUUACAACAUGUUUAUACCAGUGCUUUUAAGCAGCUUCACAAAUUGGCCAGUUCAAGGAAUGAGCAAACCAAAGUUUCUUUGAUGGGAAGCUUUAAACUUUCUUGCCUGUAAGCUGCAAAUGAGAUAAUUUUAUUAGAAGCACACCAAUUUUAUUAGAAGCACACCAGAAAUGAUUUUGCAUCUGGCAAGGUUAGUAUAUAAAAGGAACACAUAUCCAAUAGAAACCCAUUGGUGGUAAGAGGAUGUUACUGGGACAGUUAGCCUUUUAAUAGUUGUAUAGAUGCUUCCAGAGGAGUAAAGUGAGGGCUGUACAGAUUCACUGGCUUGUUCAGUGAAUGAUGAUGCACCGUUUAUGAAAUGGGAACUCAACACUGUAUCCUUGUAACUGCUCAGCACAUUUCACAGUAGUUGCAUGGAAGCCAGUUCUGUGCCUUCUUCCCAGGAAUGACGGCGCCAUGUGGGAGAAGCAGGAUCUUGUUCAAAUUGCUGUUCAGGGGUGAGUCCGACCUGAGGUAGUGACCGUGAUGCCUGCAUGGUUCUUCCUAAGCAAUCCCACCCACCCCACACGUGAUGCCUAUGUUGCUAGAGUGACCUAGGAAGAAGCCACUGGAAAGAAUAGCCCACACCAGUACCAGUGAGGUGUGAAUAGGCUAACUAGCAAAUGCAGAGGAUACUUUUACCACAUCUCUGCUGCACCUAGCUAGAAAUAUGGGCAAUUAUGGACAUGGUAAAAAUUCUCUUUGCCCACUGUCAGUCUAUUACAGACAACCGAGCAGUUGCAUGAACACCGACUGCCUGUAUUUGCCAGUUGUCACCUUUUUAAAACUCUGGUAACAAACAGAUCCACUGAUCAGACAGCUAGCCAAGGAUAGUACCACAGAGGAUAUGACCUUGGUACUAAUUGGUUGUGUGUAUUUGGACAAGGUGCUGGGUAAUGAAAACACUCAUCCAUGCAAUACAAGAAUAUAACAACCAUUAAACUCCUUGGUGGCUCGUGGUCAAUCCCUGAAAGCUGCUGCUGCUUCUUUUUUUAAAAAUUGUCAUAUUAUAGCCAUAUCAGAAUCGAAUGCUGAAAUUGAAUCUGUGUAAGAGAAGAUGGUUAUGUUUUGUGUGGCUGUUUGUGUACGAGUAUUAAAUUAUUUUAACAAGCA